Molecule: messenger RNA, 404 nt
Organism: Sitodiplosis mosellana (orange wheat blossom midge)
Lineage: Eukaryota; Metazoa; Arthropoda; Insecta; Diptera; Cecidomyiidae
Product: ankyrin repeat domain-containing protein 65-like
Exons: 4
Molecular function (GO): protein binding
Source: RefSeq, a predicted model, not a curated record
GUCACAAGAAUGUCGUUGAUGAGCUCAUUAAGAAUGGUGCUAAUCUCAAUAAUAAAGACAUUCAUGGGCGGACACCAUUGGAGGAAUCUAUUUACGAAGAACAUGAUGAUAUCGCUGAAGAGCUCAUCAAUAGAGGUUCCGAUCUUACUUCUAAAGAUCAAUAUGGAGACACACCUCUUCAUUUAGCUGCUAUGUAUGGCAACUUAAAGAUCGUUCAACUUCUUGUCGAGAAGGGCGCCAGUCUUACUGCUAGAGACAAUCGUCCAAAUAGACGUACACCUUAUGAGUCAGCUUGUGCCUUUGGCGGUGAAGAUCACAAGAAGGUUGCUGCCUAUCUAGAAACCAAACUUUAACCAUUGCUGUUUUGUCGGACUAUCGAUUUUAACAUUGUGUCAAAAAAAGCA